UUUUGCAACAAGGGGUACUUUAUGUGAAAUGUAAAAUAUUCGUUUGUUACAAAUAAAAAGAAACAAAUGUAUUAUAUAAAUAUCACAAAAGGCAAGGAUAUAAAUGUCAAAGUUGAUGCAAAGAUUAAAAUAUCAUUAACACAGUAAGAUUGUACUUUUACGACUCUAAUACAAGCAAAUUCUUCUUAAGAAAUCUUUUUUUCUUUUUUUGUUUUGUUUUGUUUUUGUUUUUUUUGUACUCGUACUAUUCUCUUGUGCUAAGCUUUUCGAAGUAUCUCUUUGUAUGGAAGAAUAUUCAAAAUCUUUGUAAGUUUUUCAAAUUUUUAUAUAAAUAUAUCGCCUAAACUAGCUUCACCUAUGAUCCUCAAAUGAUAAGUGUUUGUCAUCCUCGACCUCCAUUGAUAAAGAAUUUCCAAACUCCACCAUUAAUAAGAGAGAAUAACGAGUUAACUUCCUCGAAACGCCCCUUUUAUCGUCCCCCAACUCCAAAAGUAUUUAAAUGACAAUUUUACCCCGACGACAUUUGUGAAAAGAUUUAAAAACCCUCUUGAGAACUUGUACUUCUAUUUUCUCCUCCAAUUUGUUUGCUAGUUUAGUGAUUACGAGUAGUUCAUUACUCCAAAUAAAAAGCGGGAAAAGAGAACGAAGGAGAGAGAAAGAGUUGCGCAGAGACAAGAAAAUGGCGCCAUUGUUACAGAGCUCUCAACCUUGGGUUGAAAAAUAUCGGCCGAAGCAAGUGAAGGAUGUUGCACACCAAGAUGAAGUGAUUCGAGUUCUUACCAACACCCUCGAAACCACCAAUUGUCCUCACAUGCUAUUCUAUGGUCCACCUGGUACCGGAAAAACCACCACUGCUCUUGCCAUUGCUCAUCAGCUUUUUGGGCCCGAACUUUACAAGUCCAGGGUGCUUGAGUUGAAUGCUAGUGAUGAUCGUGGCAUCAAUGUUGUUCGUACCAAAAUAAAAAAUUUUGCUGCGGUUGCUGUAGGUUCUGCACAACGAGCAGGGGGUUAUCCUUGCCCACCUUAUAAAAUUAUCAUUCUAGACGAGGCAGAUUCCAUGACAGAAGAUGCUCAGAAUGCAUUGCGUCGAACAAUGGAAACUUACUCCAAAGUUACAAGAUUCUUUUUCAUCUGUAAUUAUAUUAGCAGGAUCAUAGAGCCUCUGGCUUCAAGGUGUGCCAAGUUUAGAUUUAAACCACUUCCGGAAGGCAUAAUGAAAAGUCGAAUUUUGCAUAUAUGUGGAGAAGAAGGCAUCAAUCUGGAUUCUCAGGCACUUACUACGUUGAGUUCCAUUUCACAAGGUGAUCUUCGUCGGGCCAUUACAUACUUGCAGGGAGCUGCUCGCUUAUAUGGAUCAUCCAUAUCCUCCAAGGACUUAAUUAGUGUGUCUGGGGUCAUACCAGAGGAAGUUGUGCAGUAUUUGUUGGCUGCUUGCAAGAGUGGUAACUUUGAUUUGGCUGACAAAGCAGUGAAUAAUGUCAUUUCAGAAGGCUAUCCAGUUUCCCAGAUGAUCUCUCAGUUAUUUGAUAUCAUCGUGGAAGCUGAUGAUUUGUCAGAUGAGCACAAGGCAAGGAUUUUCAAAAAAUUAGGUGAAACAGACAAGUGUCUUGUUGAUGGAGCAGACGAGUAUUUGCAGUUGCUAGAUGUUGCUGGUAACAUCAUGCGCGCUUUCUGUAACAUGGCUCAAGAUUUCUCCAAUUAGACCUGUUGGCUUCAUAGUAUACAGUGAAGUUUCUGAUGUAUGAAAUGAAAGUCAGAUGGAAUUUUUUGAGACAUCAUGAUAGAAAGAUUCUUGCCUCGUAUCUUCCUGUUAAAAUUUUUGGGCAACAAUCUAAAUUUGACUACAAAGGACUUGUGAAAAAUUGAUAUAUAAUCUAAAUAAUCAUCCUUUAUAUAAGAGGUUGGUUUGAA
Molecule: messenger RNA, 1911 nt
Organism: Chenopodium quinoa (quinoa)
Lineage: Eukaryota; Viridiplantae; Streptophyta; Magnoliopsida; Caryophyllales; Amaranthaceae
Product: replication factor C subunit 2-like
Exons: 12
Coding region: 680-1702 (340 amino acids)
Biological process (GO): DNA-templated DNA replication; DNA repair
Cellular component (GO): DNA replication factor C complex; nucleus
Molecular function (GO): ATP hydrolysis activity; ATP binding; DNA clamp loader activity
Source: RefSeq, a predicted model, not a curated record